Molecule: messenger RNA, 4710 nt
Organism: Bactrocera oleae (olive fruit fly)
Lineage: Eukaryota; Metazoa; Arthropoda; Insecta; Diptera; Tephritidae
Gene: vig
Product: vasa intronic gene
Cellular component (GO): cytoplasm; nucleus
Molecular function (GO): RNA binding
Source: RefSeq, a predicted model, not a curated record
AUUCACAACCAUUUUGUUAUUGUCAAAAUUAAUAAAAUUAAAGAAUGAUUUAAAUAUUGAAAUAAAGCUAUUUCUGCAGCAUCUAAUAUAAAAAAAAUUUCUAAAAACGAAUUAAUCAAGUGUUAGUGGAUAUAAAAGUGAAAAAUAUAAGUGUAUAAUUCAUUUUAACUCGCAAAAAUACGUACUUUAAAUAGUUCAAAUUUUCAACUUUAAACGUAAAUAUCUCGAAAACUAUAAGUUUCCCGCGGCUAUAUCUAUAUAUAUUCUUGAUCUGGAGGAUCUCCUCUAUCCGCCCAUACCCGUUUUAUCCCCGAAAGCGUGGGACGUUAUUCUAAAGCCGACCCAAUUUCAGUGGAUGGCCUCCGCCGUUAAUGUUCUGUAUUUGUGGUAGCAUGAUAUGUGAAAUUAAACGAUAUGUUAAAAACUUAAAAUAGAUCAGUAGGGAUCAUCAAGGAAGUAAUUCCCUAGGAGGUUUUGCUUGAAUUUACUCAAGUCGAGCAAAUUAUUUUAAAACAAUAAAAAGCAAAAUUAAUUAAAUAAUCAAAUUAGUUCCCUAUUAAAAAAAAAAUUGUUUUCUUAACGGUAUUGUCUUUAAUCUCUUAAUUAAUUUAUUUAUGAGUCAUGCUGAUCAUGAUUAUAUAUACAAUUUUUAUUUUUUCCAUAUUGGUUAUUGGACUUUAAACAAAUACAAAGUGACAAAAUUUUAAAUUAAGUCGACUAAUUGUUUCCGUUUCUGUUUUUAAUCGAUAGUAUACAAUUUUCACAUUAACCACUAUGAGUACACUACCUAUGGGUCUAUAUAAUAAAGAUCAACUCACCAUUCUCUUCAUUAUUAACAAAGUUACGAUGAUCAACGCCAUAAUUAGCAUCAUGCCUGUUACCUCGCCCGCCACGACCUUAUAUUAUUAACGUUAGGUAGUUAAAUAUUCUCUAUUUUUAUAUAUAAACAUUAAUUAUUUUACCUCGCACGCCGCCUCUACCACGUCUGCUCCCAAAAACUUUAUUCCCGUCGUCUGUGUUUUCGUGUUCCGUGUAAUCAGUUUCGCCGUUAUCUACAUACUCAUCACCAUUGUCUUUAUAUUGGGAGGAGCCAUUACCAAAACCGCGACCAUCGUCCUGCUUUCAAAAGAUACCAUUCAAUAUGUAUUUCAAACUCUAAAAUAUGAAUAGCUUACUUCAUCACCCCAAUCUGACAUUUUCUUCGAUUUAGCUGUAAAUAAAUUUAAAACUUGCUUAGAUUUCUGGAGUACAUCAUUUUUUAAAUUGCUAAUUUCUCGACGUUGCAUUUUGUCUUUGCGAUGCUAUUGUAAUAAGAAACCGCAUUUUGAAGCCGCCAAUUUGACGAGUUCUUUUUCUUUGUUAAUUUGUAAACAAAAGUCAAACGCUAACUAGUAUGACGAAAUGUCACGGUUGGAACAUAUGAGCAUACAGUAGUGGACACAAAUGCGGUACCAAUGUGGAUACAUAUAGUAAACAUUUAAAAGUGAUAAAUAUUAUUUCAAGUUAACAAUUAUGCCAUUUAAGUACAUGCGUGUAAUUAUAUACUUACAUACAUUUACGUGCAUGUGUUUAUAUGUACACCUACUACCCGUAUCGAACACAGAAUUUCUAACUAGUUUUGCAGCGACAAUUUUAUUGUUUAUCAAUAUCACCUUCAGUUCCGAAGCUUAUUACCUUUAUUUGUAACUUGGCAAAGAAACUUACUGCAAAUUCAAUUUCGCUAAUUAGAAACCAAUGUUAAUUUUUCAGACUUAUAUACUAAUAGUAAAAGAAAACUUUACACAACUUGUUCUAUAAAACUAGUUGAUAUAUACAUACAUAUAUCACUACCAAAACGAUUUUAAUAUACAAGGAAAUACUAUAUUCUAUUUUUACUUUUUUUUUAACUUACAAUUUAAUGACCCACUUUUAAACUUAAUUUAAGCGUAAAAAACUUCUGGCGUUCUAAAAAUAUGACGCUGCAAAUCAAACGGUACAUCGAAUGUUCGAAUAGCGGUACAUGAUAAAAGUCGGCGCCAUCUGUGUUUCAUAUUUUUAUGUUAGAAUUUACCUUCCGCUAUUUAACCUGACCAUUUAACAGACUUUGCACUUGUCAAAUAUUUCAGCACUCUUCUUCUUCUUAUAUGUAUACCAUGCUUUUUCAAUGCUGGGCAUGUGUUCUUAGUCUUGAAUAUCGUGCAGCAGAAAGCAGAAAUUAAGGUUAGUUCAAAUUUGUAAGAAAUUGGCAAAGAAAAAGCAAGAGGCAAGUAUACAAAUAAUUCACAAAAACGCCAAUUAUGGAUGGCUCUGGAAAUAAUCGUUAUGAACUUUUGUUCAUGGACGAUGAUGUUAGUGAUCCAUUAGAUAAUGUUGCGAGCAAGUCGAAAAAGCAGGUUAAAACUGCUGGUGCCAGUGGGGGUAGUGCACCCUCUACAAAGUUAUCGAAUAAACAAAAUGUCGACGGUCCUACAAGGGCACUAUCGAAUAAGAAACCCAACCAAGCUGAAAAAGAGAAUAAGCCAUCAGCCUUGAACAAAAAUGAACCGAAUAAGAAGUCACCGGCAGGUAAUACUGUGGAUAGAACUAGCAAACAAGGUGGGUCAACUACUAACACCAAUCGCAAACGAACUGGUCCCGCUAGUGAAGUCGUUCAAGGUGGGCAACAGCAACAGGGCACGAGAAACUUAAAUUUUAGACAGCAAAACGAUGAAACUCGUGAACAACGUAAUAAUCGUCGUAAUGCUCGAGAAAAUGGAUACACUGGGAAUUUUGGAAAUCAAAUUGAUGGCUCAGCACAGCAGCAACCACGACAAUUUCGGGACCGCGAUAAUCGCGGACCACCACGUAACCGCAAUUUCGAAGGCGGCAAUCGUGGAGGAAAACGUGAAUUCGACCGCCAAUCGGGAUCUGAUAAAACUGGUGUAAAAGCAGUUGACAAACGUGAUGGUGCUGGCGCACAUAAUUGGGGAUCUGUCAAAGAAGCUAUCGAUGACGUCAAUAAGAGCGAUGUAGAGGGUGGCAAUGUUACCGAUAAGGCUGAAGAGUCUGGUAACGAACAGCCUGACCAAACGCCGGUCGAAGAAGAAACCAAAGAAUUAACGCUGGAUGAAUGGAAGGCGCAAAAACAACAACGAGUCAAACCAACUUUCAAUAUUCGUAAAGCUGGAGAAGGUGAAGAUACAACUCAAUGGAAGAAAAUGGUAGUUCUAAACAAUAAUAAGAAAAAGGAAAAUGAAAGUGAAGAGGAACUUGAAUACGAUCCUGCCAUGUACCCUCAGCGAGUUGGACGUCAACAACGUGUACUUGACAUACAAUUCAAUUUCAAUGACGGUCGCCGAGGUGCUGGUUUUGGUGGACGAGGACGUGGACGUGGAUCUCGUCCAGGAGGUGGCGCCCCUAAUCCCAAUGCCAACACCAACACCAAUUUCAAUGCUACCGAACGACCACCAAUAGGUGGUGGACGCGGCGUUAAUGCAGGCAGAGGCGGAAAGCGUAACUUUGGUGGUUUUAGACAACAAAAUGUUGCACCAAAAGUCAACGACGAACGUCAAUUCCCAACAUUGGCUUAAAAGCUCUGGAUAUUUGUGGCGCGGACGCAAUAUCAAAAAACAAAACAAAAAAAGAACAACUAAUGAAACAAUGAAAUUAAAGAAGCAAAUAAUAAAUGAGGAAUCAAGAAAUAAAAUAAGUUUGAAGCUUCAUCAAAUUUAAUAUCAUAUAGUGAAGAAAAGAAACAGAAACUGCUGACAAAUAUUAAAAUCCUGUUUAAUGAACUAUCACAAGCUAUAUAUUACACUUCUGUUUUCAGUACCAUUUUAUUGAAUUGAUGCAUUCAAAUAUAUACAUAUAUAUAUAUUGUCCUAUAAUACUAAGGAAAAGACCAAAACAAGAAUAAAUAAACCGCCCAAUAACAACAGCGCCAGAGCGUAUGAACAAGCAAAAAGAGAAGCAAUUUUUCAGGUCAAAACGUUUUAACCAAUAAUAACUUCAAGAGCCACACUAGCAUAGCCAAUGCAAUAGCACUUGUCGUAUAUAUAAAGUCCUAGUAGUCCCACUGCUAGCUAAGUAAUGUGUAUAUUUUUGUUGUUUGAUUAAAUUAAUUUUUUUUUUACAAAAUGAUAGCGAAAGUGGAAGGAAUAUUCACUUUCCAUUAUUUUUAAAACUAUUUCCAGUUUUGCAAAAUUAUAGCAGUUAAAAUUUAAAUGAUAUGAAAUAACAAAAACAACCCCCGAACUACGUUAAGAAGUUCGUAUAAACAAAAUUAUUUGAUAUGAUCACAUGAAUAAAAUCCAUGAAGUGAAGCAAAUAAACUAUCAUCUCAUUAUCACCCUCAUGCAAAGCAAAUAUCAUUUUAUUGUAACUUUCUUAAUUGUAUUAACACUAAUAAUUUAAAGGAAAAUAAAAGUUCACACUACUAUUAAAAAAUAACAAGCAAACUUAAUAAACUACAAGGUUAUAGGUAUGUCAUGUUAAUUAGUAAUUAUUUCUUUCAAGUAAAAAGUUACAAAAUAUUAAGAAAAAUACAUUUUCAAUGUAGUUGAUGCAUAACACACAAAAACAGAUUUUAAUUGCAUUCUGUAACUUAAAAAAAAUCACACCAGUGAAAAUUGCUUACAAUUAGAAAUUGUAUGAAAAUACAUACAUACAUAAGGUAUAAAAAUUUUUGAAAUGUAUUUUGACCCAAAGAAGUUCGAAAACUCGUUUAAAUAAAAACUUAUUUGAUAAAAUUAA